Balaenoptera acutorostrata (minke whale) is the source of this 9410-nucleotide messenger RNA. It is a transcript of the gene ZNF615, whose product is annotated as zinc finger protein 615. NCBI's taxonomy places the organism in Eukaryota, Metazoa, Chordata, Mammalia, Artiodactyla, Balaenopteridae. The record is from RefSeq and is a predicted model, not a curated record. Bases 4903 to 7101 code for a protein of 732 amino acids. Gene Ontology annotation, molecular function: RNA polymerase II cis-regulatory region sequence-specific DNA binding; DNA-binding transcription factor activity. The transcript is spliced from 5 exons. Gene Ontology annotation, biological process: regulation of transcription by RNA polymerase II.
UCUCUUCGUGGACAGUGGGGUGGGAGGGCCUGUCAGCGUCCGCCUUGGGUGGUGCGUGUGGAAUACAAGCGGGAGGACAGCGUGAAUGGGUGUUCUUUUCCAGGGGAGCCCUAAAGGGUGGGUAACAGUGUAUGUGCGGUUGGGGUACUUCUGGCUUCAAUCAGGAGAGUCUCUUGUGCUUAGUGGUUAAAGAUCCCUAGAGGUCAACGAUUUAGUCCCGAGGGCACGUGUUGGGGUCUUUGCCGUUUACUCUCUAUAGGGCUAAGUGAUUGCGAACUGGAGGGUGGUGUUUGUCAGUGAAUGCUGUUUGUGGUUCGGGUUUUGUUUGGGGCUAAAAGAUGGAGUAUCUGUUUCGGGAUUAAUGGACAGGAGUCUCUGAGAUUAAUCCGGGUGGUGGUAGUAAUCAUUUGGGGGUACAGAUGCGUGUAUGGGCUGAUACUUUGGAGGCCCGAGUACUUGGCCGCUGCGUGUGUUGAGCUCCAACCUCGGCCUGUAUAACAGAUGUGAUGGACGUUAACGUUACCCUUCUGCCGUUUAGGUCGGUCCGAGUCCCUUCUUCACCACUAGUUUUAAAAUCCUCUUUGGCACCCAACAUCACCCCGUACUCUUAAACUCUCAGAAAUGAAGGUUUUUGGCAAGAUGAAUGAUCCAGAGAUCCACCAGAUGAAUAUCUAAUAGCAGUAUGUUUUACGAUACUUAAGAUGCAGCUUUUAUCCUUUGUCCUGCAAGAGUCCUGCACGUUCCUCUUGGCUAUUUCUUUUCAGAUUCUGUCUAAAACAAGUAAAAUAACAUCUCUGUCACCGUGAGUUCUGUUCCCAAAGGACAAUGCUUGUAAAAUUUUAGUGUAUUUCAGUUUUAGGCGUUUAUAUCAUGUCCUUCAUAUUCAUAAUUCAGAUAAAUUGCGUAAAUGGUACUAUGAUUUUCUCUUUCACUUUAUUUCAUGGAAUAUAGAUUUACAAAUUAUUUUAAAUGAGUGAACUGGUGGUAUUAUAAGUAGGUUUAUAUUCAGUGACUGCAUACUUUUAUAUAGACAUGAAAUAUUUAAAAUACUUAGGUGUCAUUUUUUGGAACAUUUUAUGAUUAUGCAUUUGCCCAUGGAUUUGUUCCCUUGCCUUUCAUCUCCAGCCUAGACUACUUAUUUUAAUUGCAAUUGUAAACAUAUUAUUAUUUGCUAACUCCCGUUUCCUUAUAAUUUUCUACAACAUAAAAGAACAGUUGACUUUAUUUAUUUAUUUAUUUUUGGCUGAUUUUUUAAAAAUUGAAGUAUAGUUGAUUUACAAUAUCGUGUUUCACGUGUACAGCACAUUGAUUCAGUUAUACAUGUAUAUAUAGAUAUCUUUUUCAGAUUCUUUUCCCUUCUAGGUUAUUACAAAAUAUUGAGUAUAGCUCCCUGUGCUAUACAGUAGGUCCUUGUUGGUUAUCUAUAUUACAUAUAGUAGUGUGUGUAUGUUAAUCCCAUCCUCCUAAUUUAUCCUCUCCCCACGCCCCCCAGCAAUUAACUUUAAAUAUUUAUGUUUGGUCACCUUACUAAAUUCUUAAACCUACAAUAUCUUUCUUUCCACCCACCAUUUUAGUGUGAAAAUUUUCAAACAUACAGAAAUAUUGAAAGGAUUUUAUAUUAACCACCCAUAUACCUACCACUUAGGCUUUAUUAUUAAUAGUACUAGACUUGCUCUACCAGUUAGUUACCUAACCCUCUGUUCAUCCUUCUGUUCAUGUAUCACUCUUUUGUUGUUGUUGGUUUUGGUAUAUUUCCAAGUAAGUUGCAGACCUCUACCAUUACUUUAAAUACUUAUUCAAUCACAUGAUUAAUUACAGUUCUACUAACAGCCUUUUACUUGUUUCCUUUCUUUAUGUAAUGAACAGACAUCUUAUUUACAAAUAAUUUUGGCCUGGUGUGGAGUGAAAAUUAAUUUCGGAACGAGAUGAAUCUGGUUUUUCCGUCCAAAUUCUGCCUCCUGCUCAUUGUGCAGUUCGUGUGACCUCUUGUCUGUUUCCUUCUUAGAAAAAAAGAAGAGAAAAGCAAUUAAAAUCUCUCCCUUAGAGUUAUUUUGAAGAUUAAGUGAAGUAAAAUACCUUAAAUAAUGAACUGUGAUGGCAGAUGCAUAGCAUAGCUGAGUAAAAAAGCUGCUAAUUUCCCCAUAUUUGUGACUUUGUGUUUUGUAAAAUUUGUAUUUAUAACUCAUUUUCUCUCUCCCUGCUUUCCUCCUUGUUUUCCCUCUCUAUUGUUUUUUUUUUUUUUUUUGGAAAGAAAAUUUCGAAAGCCGUGAACUUAUAUUAAUGACCAUCUACAGCAAUUUUAUUUGAAGUGUAGAAUGCUGAUAUUUCUCUGAUUUUUUUUUCUUCUUUUUUGGCUGCAUCAGGUCUUAGUUGUGGCGCAGGCUCUUCGUUGCAGCGUGCAGGCUUCUCUCUAGUUGUGGCCUGCGGGUUUUCUCUAGUUGUGGUGCGCAGGCUCCAGGGCGCAUGGGCUCUGCAGUUUGUGGCACGCGGACUCUAGUUGAGGUGCACGAGCUCAGCAGUUGUGGCGCGCGGGUUUAGUUGCUCCGCGGCAUGUGGGAUCUUACUUCCCUGACCAGGGAUUGAAUCCGCAUCCCCUGCAUUGGAAGGCGGAAUCUUUACCACUGGACAACCAGAGAAGUCCCCUCUCUGAUUUUUAAAAUAUACAUGCUCUUAUGAAAAAUAUAGUGAAGAAAGUAAAAAUGACCUGUCAAAUAUCACACUUUUGCCAAUAUUUCCCUUUCAGAGAUUCUUAGAAAUGGAUUUUUAGGUUACCAGUUGAUAGUUUCAUUGAUCAUUUUCGCUUGAAUGUUAAAUUAUUCCCAGGAAACGUUCUUUUUAAACAGACAUUUGACCUGUGUGUGCUUUAGAAUCGUAUAGAAUUUUUCCAUUUUAAUUUUGUGACCAGCCUCCUGACUAAACAGAUGUAUAGACAUAUUAGGCAAAUACAAUUUGCCUCUCCUUAUAUUCAAAACUCACCUUUUAUUAUUAUUUUUUCAAACUGCAUUGCAGUGGGUAAUGUAUCCAAACUCAGAUUCUCAACCCUGCUAUUAUAGUGUGAAAACAGCCUAAGACAAUAGUCAACAGAUGCGUCUGGCUGUGUUCCCAUAAACCUUGAUUUGUAAAAACAGGUGGUCCAGGCCCUGGACAGUCUGUUACUGACUCUUGAUUUAGAUGAUCAUAUGGCUUUUCUGCUUCAAUUCAGGGUUGGACACCUGGAGCCCAUGGAUUAACUCUGGUUCAGUGCCUGUUUUUGUUAAUAAAGUUUUAUUGGAACCUAGCACACCUAUUUUUUUGUUUUUUAAAUACGGCUGUUUUUUGGCCACAUUGCAUGGCAUGUGGAACUUCCCCAACCAGGGAUGGAACCCGUGCCCCCUGCCGUGGAAGCAUGGACUCUUAACCACUGGACCGCCAGGGAAGUCCAAAAGUAUGACUGCUUUUGAGCUACAGUGGUAGAGUUGAGUAAUUGCCACAGAAGCCAUGUACAUUACAUUUUCUGUCUCUUUUAACAUAGAAAUUAUGUAUGUUUUUAAAAGUUAUUAGUUUUAUUCUGACAACAGAGAUUACAAAUAAUAUACAGCCUUUAUUUGUCAAAGUGUUACUGUAAUUAGUACUUUUAUACUCUAUCUAUACAGAGAUCUUAGAACACUCAUUCGUUUACCCACCUCAUAAUUUAUACACUAUCAUGGUAAAUUUUAACUCUAUUUUUUUUUAAUUUAUUUGUUUAUUUAUUUUUGGCUGCAUUGGGUCUUCAUUGCUACACGUGGGCUUUCUCUAGUUGCGGCGAGCAGGGGCUACUCUUCCUUGUGGGGCAUGGGCUUCUCACUGCGGUGGCUUCUCUUGUUGCGGAGCACGGGCUCUAGGCACGUGGGCUCAGUAGUUGUGGCUCGCGGGCUCUAGAGAGCGGGCUCAGUAGUUGUGGUGCACAGGCUUAGUUGCUCCGCGGCAUGUGGGAUCUUCCCGGACCAGGGCUCGAAUCCAUGUCCCCUGCAUUGGCAGGUGGAUUCUUAACCACUGCGCCACCAGGGAAGUGGUGGUUAACUCUCUAUAUUUUUAAAACCUCCUGAGAUAUGAUCAUUUUCCCAGCUUGUACUCACUUAGACUUAACUGCUUAUUUACCAGUUUAGUUCCUUUUCAUUCCUUGGUCCUCUGCUUACAUUGGAGGACCCUUUCCUUUUGCUUGAAGAACAUGUGCAUUUGCUGUAUUACAGGUCUUCUGAUGAAGAAUUCUCUCUGGUUUUGCCUGAAAAUGUUUUUUUUUUUUUUAAUUGAAGUACAGUUGAUUUACAAUGUUGUGUUAGUUUCCGGUGUACAGCAAAGUGAUUCAGUUGUACGUACAUAUAUAUCUAUUUUUUUUUCAGAUUCUUUUCUCCUACAGUUUAUUACAAAAUACUGAAUAUAGUUCCCUGUGCUAUACAGUACGUCCUUGUUGGUUAUCUGUUUUAUAUAUAGUAGUAUGUAUAUGAUAAUCCCAAACUCCUAAUUUAUCCUUCUCCCCCCCGACCCCUGAAAAUGUUUUUAUUUCAGUUUUAUUCCUAAAGGAUUUUUUGGCUGAGAAUCCUUUAUAGGUUUAUGCUUAUAAUACUCUUAUCGAGGAUCAAGAAGUGGAUGGUAAUGAGAAAUAACAUGACGGUGCUUCUUAUUUGCUUAACAUGAUGUUCUUCAAAUUUGAGUGUGUGAACCCUGGGAUGUAAAAAGACUUUUGAAGAGCCCACAGAUGCUGGCUCCCCAGGAACAAGAGGGAUCAAAGGAAAGAAGGAGGAAAAGAUUCUGAGACUUAAGUACUGUCAGUUCUGGAGACAUCCUUGAUUGGAGACUGAGAUUUUUGAACAGAAAUGUAGAGCUGAUCCAGAAGAGCUAAAGACAGCAUCCCAGUUUGCAGCCACUUCCCAAAGUCAGAAGAAAAUGAUCCAGGCCCAGGAAUCCCUGACGUAUGACGACGUGACUAUGAAGUUCACGUGGGAGGAGUGGCAGCUCCUGGACCCCGAUCAGAAGGACCUGUACCGGGAUGUGAUGCUGGAGAACUAUAGCAACCUGGUGUCCGUAGGGUAUCAAGCCAGCAAACCAGAUGCUGUCUCCAGGUUGGAGCGAGGAGAACAACUGUGGCCAGUAGAAGAUGACAGCCAUGGUCGAAUCUGUCCAGAAAUCAGGAAAGUUGAUGACCCUCUGCAGCAUCACUUGCCAAAUCACAGCAUUCAAAAUACUGUGGAACAAUGCUGCGAACAUAAUACAUUUGCAAAUAUUGUUAAUCAGAACGAAACUCGUUUCCUAUUAAAGCAAAAUUGUGAUAUGUUUGACUUAACUGAAAAACCUUUAAAUUCAAAUUUAAGUUUUGAAAACCAGAAGAGAAACUGUAACUUAGAGAACUCUGCUGAGUUUAAUGGAGAUGGGAAAUCCCUUCUCCAUGCUAACCACGAGCAAUCUUUUACUGAAAUUAAAUUUCCUGUAAGUGCAAAACCCAUCAACAAUAACUCCCUGUCCACUAAGCAACAGAGAACUCACAACAUAGAGAAAGCCCAUGUAUGCAGUGAGUGUGGGAAAGCCUUCUUCAAGAUGUCUCAGCUCUUUGAUCAUCAGAAAGUUCAUACUAGAGAAAAACCUCAUGGAUGCAGUCUGUGUGGGAAAGCCUUCUCCAGAAAAUCCAGGCUCACUGAACAUCAGAGAACUCAUACAGGUCUGAAACAUUAUGAGUGCACUGAAUGCGAUAAAACCUUCUUCGAGAAAUCGCAGUUCAAGAUACAUCAGAAAAGUCAUAUGGGAGAGAAACCUUACACAUGUAGUGAAUGUGGGAAAGCAUUCACCAAAAAGUGUCGGCUCAUUUAUCAUCAGCGAACUCAUACGGGAGAGAAGCCCCAUGGAUGCAGUCUGUGUGGAAAAGCCUUCUCUACAAAGUUCAGUCUCACUACACAUCAGAAAACUCAUACAGGAGAGAAACCUUACAUAUGCAGUGAAUGUGGAAAAGGCUUCAUCGAGAAGAGGCGUCUUAUUGCACACCAUCGAACUCAUACAGGUGAGAAACCCUUUAUAUGCAAUGUAUGUGGGAAAAGUUUCACCUUGAAGAACAGUCUUAUCACUCAUCAGCAAACUCACAGAGAAGAGAAAUUGUAUAUGUGCAGUGAAUGUGGGAAAGGCUUUUCAAUGAAGCACUGCCUCAUCGUACAUCAGCGAACUCAUACUGGAGAGAAACCCUAUACAUGCAAUGAGUGUGGAAAAGGCUUCACCUUGAAAAGCCCUCUCAUCAGACAUCAGCGGAUUCAUACAGGGGAGAAACCCUAUGUAUGUAGUGUGUGUGGAAAAGGCUUCACCAUGAAGAGUGAUCUUAUUGUACAUCAGCGAACUCAUACUGCAGAGAAACCCUAUGUAUGCAGUGACUGUGGGAAAGGCUUCACUGUGAAGAGCCGCCUGAUUGUACACCAGCGAACUCAUACAGGGGAGAAGCCCUACGUGUGCAAUGAAUGCGGAAAAGGCUUUCCAGCCAAGAUCCGGCUGAUAGGACAUCAGCGAAUUCAUACAGGAGAGAAACCAUAUGUAUGCAGUGAAUGUGGUAAAGGCUUCACAGAGAAGAGUCAUCUCAACGUACACCAGCGCACUCACACAGGAGAGAAACCCUAUGUAUGCAAUGAAUGUGGCAAAGGCUUAACUGGGAAAAGCAUGCUCAUCGCACAUCUGCGAACUCAUACUGGAGAGAAACCAUAUAUAUGCAAUGAAUGUGGCAAGGGCUUCACCAUGAAGAGUACUCUGGGUACACAUCAGCAAACUCACACUGGAGAGAAACCGUACAAAUGCAACGAGUGUGGUAAAGCCUUUAGGAAGAAGACAUGCCUCAUACAACAUCAGAGAGUUCACUCAGGAAAAACUUCCUUUGCAUGUACUGAAUGUGGAAAAUUCUCUUUGCGCAAAAAUGAUCUCAUUACCCAUCAGAGAAUUCACACAGGAGAGAAGCCAUAUGAAUGCAGUGAAUGUGAGAAAACCUUCACCACAAAGUCAGGGCUCAAUGUUCAUCAAAGAAAGCAUACAGGAGAGAGGCCCUAUGGAUGCAGCGAGUGUGGGAAAGCUUUUGCCCACUUGUCAAUCCUUGUUAAACAUAAGAGAAUUCAUAGGUAGUCACUCUGGGGAAGCCUGUUGCCAGUUGUACUCAAGAUAACAGUAUGCAGAGAAGAAUAACAAUGCAAAGAAUGUGGUGUUAUCUUUAGUGAUCAAUUGCCUCAUAUUUUAUGUUGCUGAAAAAAUUUACAAGACAACUUAGACACAAUCAGCCAUGGUGAAAAUGUUUUAGGACAUUUUAUUGUCUAAAAAGUGUAUACUGAGGGCUUCCCUGGUGGCGCAGUGGUUAAGAGUCCGCCUGCCAAUGCAGGGAACACGGGUUCGAGCCCUGGUCCAGGAGGAUCCCACAUGCCGUGGAGCAACUAAGCCUGUGCACCACAACUACUGAGCCUGCACUCUAGAGCCUGCGAGCCACAACUACUGAGCCCGCGUGCCACAACUACUGAAGCCCGUGUGCCUAGAGCCCAUGCUGCACAACAAGAGAAGCCACUGCAAUGAGAAGCCUGCGCACCGCAACGAAGAGCAGCCCCCGCUCUCCGCAACUAGAGAAAGCCCGCGCACAGCAACAAAGAUCCAACACAGCCAAAAAUAAAUAAAUAAUUUUUUUUAAAAAAGUGUAUACUGAGAUAAAGCCUAAGAAUGUGAAAGACUAGGAAAGACUUUAUUGGUAAUAGACUCUAUCAUAUGUGGUCAUCAUAGAUCAUGAGUGAAUGAAUAUUUCUAAUUGGUAGGAAUAUAAUUGUGGGAAAGCCUUUGCCCAGAAGUAACACCUCAAGAGAUGUCAGUUAACACUAGAGAAGUACUUUCCUAAUGGUGAUGAAUAUGGCAGGGUUUGCAGUAAUAAAUAUUGCCUCAUCAUUUGCCAGGAAAUCUGUGCAAUAACACUUUCAGUAUGGUGGCCUUUAACAAAAUAUCAAACAACUUAAUGAAGGAAAGAAGCCUUGGAGAAAUGAUGAAUGAGAACAUUGUGUUACAGGUCUAAACUUAAGGGAUAAUACACCUCACAAACAACUGGAGAAAGGAUACCUUCAGCCGUAUUUCUAGAUGCCUUGUCAUUGAUCUUAUAAAUUUUACAUAGUGGCAGUUACUAUCAUCAUGGAUUAAAUUUUAGUAUAUACGGUGCAGGAGUGUUCAAUUAUCUAAUUAACUUUUGCAUUUCUUUGGUUCCAAGUUUAAGUGUUAUUUCAGAAUAUUUGAAGUACUUCAGAAUGAAACAAUAUAUUCAUUUCAUAAGUAUAAGUCAACAUAUUUGGUGUGUUUAACCAAGUUUAUAAGUAGCAGCAGGGGGGUUAUAAAAUUAAUAUAAAUGUGAUGUUUUUAUAACUUUUAAUUUUUAAGUAAGUUUAGAAUCACAAAAACUGAAAUAUUCCAGAGAUUUCCUAAAUCACCUUCAGUCCACUAUUCCCAAAGGUAAAACCUUAUAUAACCACACAGUUUACUAUCAAAUAGAGGAAAGUGAAAUUGUAACAGUGCUGUUAACUACAGGGUUUAUUUCUAUUGCACCAGUUUUAACAUGGUUUUUAAAUACCGCCUUAAACUUUAUCACAUAUGUAGGUUCCUGUAACCAACACCCCAGUAAAACUUCAGAAUGCUUUGUCAACACAAACUCCCUCAUGCUACAUCCUCAUUGUCACAUCCUUUCCCCGACACUAAUCCUAUAAUUUUGUCAUUUAUAGAAUAUUAGAAAAAUAGAAUCGUUUAGGAUGUAUCCUUUUGAGGUUGACUAUUUGAGCUUGUGAAAUUGUAGAAAAUAGACAUAUUGGUCUCUGCCCCCGGUUUCUGGCACAGAGCUUCUGAAACCCUUGUAAAUUCCUGCAUGAUAAGAGCAUGUGGAGCAUCUCUUGGUCUAUUAAUGGGACUCUGGGUGGGCUCAUGAAUGGCUCCUGGAUGGGUGCUGGUCCCCAAAAAAAGACUUGGAAUUUUCAGCCCACUCCCCAUCCUCCGGAGAGGGGAGAGGGGCUAGAAAUGGAGUUACUAAUUGAUCAUGCCUAACGUGAGGAAGCGUCCAUAAAAUCCCAACAAUAGUAGGGGCUGUGGAGAGCUUCCAGAAGGGUGAACACAUUGAAGUACAGGGAGUGUUAAUACACCCCCAGCUCUAUGCGGACAGAAGCUCCUGUGCUUAGAACACUCCCAGAUCUCACUCUGUUUCUCCUCAGCUUGUUGUUCAUUUCUGUCCUUUAUCAUGUCCUUUAAUAAACUAGUAAACACAGGUAAGUGUUUCCCUGAGUUCUGUGAGCCACUCUAGCAGAUUAACCAAACCCGACAAGGGGCUCACGCAAACCUCCAAUUUGGAGCCAAGUCAGACAAGUUGUAGGUAACUUGGGGACCAGCUAUUUGCGAUUAGUAUCUGAGGUGGGGUGGGAGCAGUU